GGAGGAAUAGUUCCCCAUCGUUGGUGUCAGUGGGGGGGGGGAGGAAAUAGUGCCCCAUCAUUGGUGUCAGUGGGAGGAAUAGUGCCCCAUCAUUGGUAUUAGUGACACCAAUGAUGGGGCACUAUUCCUCCCACUGACACCAAUGAUACUUACCUUGCUGACUCCUGCUCCAGCCAUCUGCACGCUACAGACACUUACCUGUCAGCUGUCUUCCUUCUCCGGCCACUCCCUCGCUCGAGCUUCUUUGAUAUUCGCGCUGCUGCUUGGCUCCUCCUCCUCGCUGGUGAUUGGCAGCCUGUGUGCCUCUCCUGAGCUACAGUUCUGGCGGCCAAUCACUGGCGAGGAGGCGGAGCUAUUGAGUGAACCCGGGGAUGUGGCCAGAUGA
Molecule: messenger RNA, 385 nt
Organism: Staurois parvus
Lineage: Eukaryota; Metazoa; Chordata; Amphibia; Anura; Ranidae
Source: the annotation of a GenBank genome assembly